UUCUUUAGUUUAUUCUUCCUAAUAUUUUGGCUUUGUUUUUAUUUUGUAAAUGGGGAUUUUCUUUUAACUGUGUUUGCGUUAAAAGAACAGUGGAAAUGUUGACCAGGGAACCAAAUCCCCCCCUCCUCCACGUCCCACAAUAAUAAUAAUAACAUCUAUAACAAAACCUAUUGAUUGAUUAUUUAGGUAAAUGUGGUCAGCCAAUCCCCCUUGCAAGGCCAGUGUUGCUCUUCAGGGUUCUGUCAUUUCUCAGCGCAUGAGACACGGCGCAGCUGUGUCUCGUGUGACACACACAAAGAGAAAUGAAGUUGCCACGGCAGCAGACUCUCCCCAUGUGGCCCUUUUGUAAGAAGGAACGAGCCGCGGAGGGGGUGGGUCGGUGAGGGGGGGAGGGGGGAGCGGGGGGCAGGGGGAGAGGGAAAAAAAAUUGUGGAAAAGUGGAGAAAGCAGUCGAGCCACUGUUAUUAUAUAAGGUCAUAAAAAAAAAGGGAGAGAGAGAUGGCCAUUACCAUCAAGGACACCAUUACACGGCUGGCAUGUAUUUCAUCAUCAUCAUCAUCAUCAUCAUCAUCAUCAUCAUCAUCAUCGGCUGUCUUGGCUCUCGCUUCCACACGGCCAUUAUCGUUUCCCCCUCAUCAUCAUCAUCAUCAUCAUCAUCAUCAUCAUCAUCAUCAUCUCCCCUCAUCAUCAUCAUCAUUAUCAUCAUCAUCGGGGCCCUGCCAUUACGGUCAUCAUCAUUAUCAUUAGGGCUCAGUAAUCAUCCACAUGGGGCUCCCAGAGGGGGCUGUUGCUGCCGCAUAUAAGGGCAGCCCCCGCUCCUCUCCUGCCUCACAUACCACCAGCCCCUGCAAGGGAGAGGAGAGGAGCAGAUCAGGGCUUUGCUGUCUGACUGACUGUCUGCUGAGAGAGAGCUGUUUGGUUCAGAGAGAGGGAGAGCGAGGGGAACAGAAGCUUUGUUUUUUUUCUUUCUUGGUAUGCCUUCCUAGGGCUGGGAAAGGAAUUUUUCUUUCCUAUUUUUCCCCCUUUGUUUUGGUGUUGGGUCUCCUGUUGAACUUCAGAAGUAGCGGCUGAGAUCGGUUUCUCUGUGUAUGCCCAGAGCCCCACUUACAGCCACCUCAGCAUGGACAGCGAAGCAGAGCGCUCCCUCGGAGCCGACGACAACCGGAGCCGGGAGGAGGGCGGCGGCGGCGGCGGCGGAGGCCGACGACCAGGGGGAGGGGGAGGAGGAGCCCUCCCCCAGCCCGUGCCCGCCUUCCCCCCUUACCUCUCCUGCCGGGGCUGCGGCCAGCUCCGUGACGAGCCCCUCGGCCCGGGCAUCGAUCUGGUGGGGCCCUACUGCCUGCGCUGCUGCAAGGCCUCCCGCGAGCUCAAGGGCGGCGGCGGCGGCGGCGGCGACUACUGCUCGCCGUUCGGCGGCGGGGGCGGGAUGGAUGGCAUGAGCUCGGAGGACUCCCGCGAGCACCUGGAGGAGGAGGAAGACGACGAGGACGACGAGGACGGCGCCGGCGGGAGCGAGGCGGGCGACAAGGCGUUCCUGGGCGAGGACGGCCUGGCCCGGCUGCACUCGUGUCACCUGUGCGGCUUCUCAUCGCGCUACGCCAACCACGUCAAGAGGCACAUGAAGACGCACAACGGCGAGAAGCCCUACAACUGCCCGCUGUGCACCUACGCCUCGGCCCAGCUGGUCAACCUGCAGCGGCACCUGCGCAUCCACACGGGCGAGAAGCCCUACAAGUGCGACCGCUGCUCGUUCGCCUGCAGCUCCCUGGGCAACCUCAAGAGGCACCAGCGCAUGCACUUCACCUCCUUCCCGGGGGGCGCCAUGGCGCCGGAGCCCCUGCAGCCCGCGCCGCACGGGGGCCAGAACGGGCUGAAGAGGCCCGGGGCCGAACGGGGCCCCAGGGCCGGCCAGGAGGAGCCCGGCGCGUCGAGCAGAGAGCUCUCCAGGCCGUCCUCCAACCUGAACCCAGGUCCCCAGAACAGCGACUACCUUUCCGCCUUCAACAGCCUAAAGGGGACCCCCCCGCUGCCCCCGCCCCUCCUGGCCAGCCCCAACCCCAACCCCCCGGCCCCCAACCUGCGGCCCUCCCCUGUGCACCUGGAGGCCCCGGGUCGGAGGAUGAGCUCGCACACCGUCAAGGUGGGGCCGCCAGCGGGGAGCGGCGGCGGCGGUGUUACUGGCGGAGGCGGCGGCGGCGGCGGGCGCCUCCCCCUCUUCCCCUACACCUGCCGGCUGUGCGGCGUGGUGCUGGAGGACGAGGACGGCACCACGGCGCAGAUCUGCGCCAAGUGCACGCUGGACAUGCUCACCAAGGACGCCUCGUCGUCGUCACCGGGCAGCCCCGGCGAGCGCAGCGACAAGGUGUACACGUGCGCCGCCUGCCCCUUCCUCACGCACUACCCCAACCACCUGGCGCGCCACAUGAAGACGCACAGCGGCGAGAAGCCCUACCGCUGCCCGCAGUGCGAGUACGCCUCGGCGCACUUCGACAACCUGAAGCGGCACCACCGCGUCCACACGGGCGAGAAGCCGUACAAGUGCCACCUGUGCGACUACGCCUGCGGCAACCUGGCCAACCUGAAGCGGCACCAGCGCGUGCACUCGGGCGCCAAGCCCUUCCAGUGCGCCGUGUGCAGCUACAGCUGCAACCAGAGCAUGAACCUCAAGCGGCACAUGCUGCGGCACACGGGCGAGAAGCCGUACAAGUGCCGCGAGUGCGGCUACACCACGGGCCACUGGGACAACUACAAGAGGCACCAGAAGAAGCACGGCCUGGCCACCGACGGCUGGGUCAAGGUGCAGCCGCCCGGGAGCAGCAACCAGGUGGUGGAGGACGACGACGACGACAUGGAAGAGGGGAUGAGUGGUGGCAGUCUACAGGCCCAGAGGAAGGAAGCCGGCGUUGAUAUGCAGUAUAGAUGAGGACGAGGACGAGGAGCAGGAAGAGGCCGCUAGAGUUGUUGUGUUAUUUUUGUGUGCCAUGAACUUGAGAUUGUAUGAAUAAUUAAAUUCAGUAAAACUAAGCUACCAGCAAAUUGUAUUUAUAUUUUCCUUCACAAAGCCUUUAUAUUGUUUGAUUGUUUUUGUUUGUGGCCGGCCGUGGCCGCUACUCUUGUUUGUAGAACGCUACAAAGUCAAGGAGGAAAGGCAAACAGUUGAAAGAUCAUCUGAUGCCUUCAGACUCAGAGAUGUGGAAGGAGAGGAUUGAACGUUUUUUCUUAUUUGUCGUCCCUUUGUAUUAGUUGGAGCUGAGAUAGAACCACGCCAGUUACCGGCACACAUUCAACAAGACUCUAGAAAACUGCCAAACGCAUAUUUCCUUUCGUUAAUGACCAGCUGGUUUCCUUCCCAAAAUGAGUCUGCACCUAGGAUUUAUUUUCUGGGAUUUGAUGAGAAGGUUGUGUACUUUCUGAAUGGAGUAGAAGGGUCAGGACCCUUCUUGAGAGUCUGAGGUCUGGAAGGGAGUGUUGGUUAUGCUCCAGACACAUUUUCAUCCACUCAUUCAAACGGUUGCUAUUGGGAUUUCAAAUCCGUGAAAAAACAUUUUCGAAUAGCUUUUGCUUAUGGUGGUCCUAACUUUGUCCUUUUAAUCAUGUUGUGUAGCUUUGGAGUUCUUCUUCAGUAUGCAAAUGACAUGAGACCGGUCAGUGUAUAAAUGAUACCUUGGAGAAAAAAAUAUGGAAUUGUAUUCGUUAUCGACUGUGGGAAAUAUAGUAUAAAAUUAAGUGAAUGCUAAUCUAAUUAAAUAUUUCACAUGUAUUCAAAACCCCUCAGGAAUGAAUAGACUUUUGUUUUCAUUUUUUUGGGGGUUGGAGUUGACAUAAAUUAUAUUGCAUACAAACAUAUCUCCAUUAUGUCCAUUACAAAUCUCAAACUAAGCAUUGACGGUAUCACCACACGAUUUCUACCAAUUAUGACACCCCUGGAUUUGUUACGCUUGAUUCAAGCGGUUCAGACAAAUUUAUGGAGUAGAAUCUUUCUUAAACGCCCCUAUUUAAUUUACCAGCAGGUGUGAUAUGGAUCCAUAAUAAUAAUAAAAAAAAACGAUUAGCCACGUGCGAUCACCAGUGCACAAGUGGCUUACAUUGGCUGAUCCGCAUCACACCCCUAGGGGCCGUUGAACAAAACAAGAUGCCCAUGUUAACCCAAUGCAUGCCGAGCCAUCAUGGGGUUUCAAACGGCAUUCUGAUUGUGAUCUUUUGUUUGUUCCUUCAACCUUACUGCCAGACCUUCCUCCUUCGUUCUGUCUUAAAUUGUCUCGAGUCUUUAAGCAUAAUUUGGGAAGUUGAUCGUUUUUUUUUCAUCCCGCUUUCGAUUGCUGUGUCUUACUGUGAAUCUAGUUGUCUUUUUUGUAUGGUUUUACUUGAAAAAAAAAUCUAUAUAUAAAACUAGACACUUUAAUAAGCAUGUUUAUGUCAAAGUGGACUAUACGGUUAUAGUUUAGUUAUUUUUCUAAUGUGGCUGUGUGGACACCGAUUAGAAGUGCUUUCUUUGUAAUUAUUACAUAGAACAAUUUUGUAUCUUGAAUGUGUAACUUGUCCGUGGCAUUUAGUCCGUUUUGUUGGGGAGGGAAAUAAUAUGUGGGACUGUCUUUUUUUUCCAUCUUUCUGUGAACUAAUAUUAUAUGCAAGUAAAAUACUUUUUCAGGUUGCCAUGACGAGGAGCAUUGAAACCUAUGUAGACUGCUGAGAGAUCCCUCCGGUGCACCGAUUAGUUCAUAUGCAGUGUUUCAUAAUUGCCUUAAGUGAUGAUUUCUAAAUAAACACCUAUACCUGUGUUCAUUUA
This is a messenger RNA of Gadus macrocephalus (Pacific cod), 4786 nucleotides long. RefSeq names its product zinc finger protein 513a (gene znf513a). Lineage: Eukaryota; Metazoa; Chordata; Actinopteri; Gadiformes; Gadidae. The record is from RefSeq and is a predicted model, not a curated record. Gene Ontology annotation, cellular component: nucleus. The transcript is spliced from 3 exons. Gene Ontology annotation, biological process: central nervous system development; regulation of transcription by RNA polymerase II. The coding region runs from base 1121 to 2923 and encodes 600 amino acids. Gene Ontology annotation, molecular function: RNA polymerase II cis-regulatory region sequence-specific DNA binding; DNA-binding transcription factor activity, RNA polymerase II-specific.